ACCUUGACCUUGAGGAAGACAAUACACUAGAGUCAAAACGAAAAUGCUGUGUGGACAUCAUUUACGUAGAUUUACAGCGAAAGCUGCAAAGGUUUGGUCUCAACAGAGUGUUGCGACCGUAAAAAGAGAUUUCUCAGUCAGUACAAGAUGUUUGAAUGACACUGUGGGAUUCAUUGGUCUCGGAAACAUGGGGAACCACAUGGCCAGAAAUCUUAUCAACAAAGGCCACAAGCUGUUGGUGUUCGAUGUGUCCCAGACUGCUACUGAUGGACUCCGGGCGGCAGGUGCUGAUGUAGCAAGUUGUCCAGCAGAGGUGGCAGCUGGUGCCAAGAAAAUCGUCACUAUGUUACCCGAGACACAACAUGUAGAUGCUGUUUAUUCAGGAGAAAAAGGCAUUUUCAGUCAGGUGCAGGAUGGGAGCUUGCUGAUUGAUAGCAGUACCAUAGAUCCAGCCACUUCCCAGGCCAUGGCAAUCACUGCCAAGGGACAUAACUCUGUGUAUGUGGACGCCCCUGUGUCAGGAGGUGUCAAUGCUGCCAGAGAUUCGGUUUUGACCUUCAUGGUUGGAAGUCCUGAGGAAUCGUUUGAAAAUGUUAAAGCACUGCUUGACUGCAUGGGCAAAAAUGUUGUCCAUUGUGGAGCAGUUGGAACAGGCCAGGCUGCAAAAAUAUGUAACAACAUGUUGUUGGCAGUGUCUAUGAUUGGGACCUCUGAGGCCAUGAAUCUGGGAACCCGACUUGGUUUGGAACCUAAGAUGUUGGCUAAGAUCCUGAACAUGAGUUCCGGUCGCUGCUGGUCCAGUGAGGUAUACAAUCCCUAUCCAGGUGUACUGGAAGGUGUGCCCUCCAGUAACAACUAUCAAGGGGGUUUUGGUACUGCACUCAUGACAAAGGAUUUAGGAUUAGCCCAGAGUGCAGCAACAGUGACCAAAUCUGCGAUUCCUUUAGGAGGUCUUGCUCAUCAGAUAUACAGGACCAUGACCAACAAUGGCUUUGCUACAAAAGAUUUUUCCUCUGCACUCAAGUUUCUUCAAGGCGAGGAGCAGAGUUGAUAACAGACAUUGACAAAUCUGUUGAGUAUAAUGGG
Pecten maximus is the source of this 1086-nucleotide messenger RNA. Its product is annotated as 3-hydroxyisobutyrate dehydrogenase, mitochondrial-like. Gene Ontology annotation, molecular function: NADP binding; 3-hydroxyisobutyrate dehydrogenase activity; NAD binding. Gene Ontology annotation, biological process: L-valine catabolic process. The transcript has 9 exons. Bases 44 to 1051 code for a protein of 335 amino acids. Gene Ontology annotation, cellular component: mitochondrion. Lineage: Eukaryota; Metazoa; Mollusca; Bivalvia; Pectinida; Pectinidae. The record is from RefSeq and is a predicted model, not a curated record.